Molecule: messenger RNA, 678 nt
Organism: Lobosporangium transversale
Lineage: Eukaryota; Fungi; Mortierellomycota; Mortierellomycetes; Mortierellales; Mortierellaceae
Product: 40S ribosomal protein S8
Exons: 3
Coding region: 1-615 (204 amino acids)
Biological process (GO): translation; maturation of SSU-rRNA from tricistronic rRNA transcript (SSU-rRNA, 5.8S rRNA, LSU-rRNA)
Cellular component (GO): ribosome; cytosolic small ribosomal subunit
Molecular function (GO): structural constituent of ribosome
Source: RefSeq, a predicted model, not a curated record
AUGGGUAUCAGCAGAGACUCCCGCCACAAGCGCUCCGCUUCAGGAGCCAAGCGUGCCCAAUAUCGCAAGAAGAGAAAGUUCGAGUUGGGUCGUCAGGCUGCCAACACUAAGCUCGGUGCUAAGCGCAUCCACGAGGUCCGCACCCGUGGAGGCAACCGCAAGUUCCGUGCCAUGCGCUUGGACUCUGGCAACUUCUCCUGGGGUUCUGAAGCCAUCUCCCGCAAGACCCGUAUUGUUGCUGUUGUCUAUAACUCCUCGAACAACGAGUUGGUCCGCACAGGUACCUUGGUCAAGAAUGCCAUUGUCCAGGUUGACGCCACUCCCUUCCGCCAGUGGUACGAGUCCCACUAUGCCGUCCCCAUUGGUGCCCGCAAGGGCAAGGGUGUCGUCAAGGCCGAGUCUGAGGAAGUCUCCAAGGCUCGCUCAAACCACGUCCAGCGCAAGAUCGAGUCCCGCAAGGCCGAGUCCAAGGUCGACCCUGCUCUUGACCACCAAUUCGCUGCCGGUCGUCUCUACGCCUGCAUCUCGUCGCGUCCUGGUCAGUGUGGCCGUGCCGACGGAUACAUUCUUGAGGGUCAGGAGUUGGCCUUCUACAUCCGCAAGCUUAAGAAGUAAAGAUGAUUGUAUGUUCCAUUUUACAAUUAAAAUUACAGUUUUUUUACGCGACUUUAAGGGAAG